Molecule: messenger RNA, 4315 nt
Organism: Meriones unguiculatus (Mongolian gerbil)
Lineage: Eukaryota; Metazoa; Chordata; Mammalia; Rodentia; Muridae
Gene: Nsmaf
Product: neutral sphingomyelinase activation associated factor
Exons: 31
Coding region: 231-2993 (920 amino acids)
Molecular function (GO): protein binding
Source: RefSeq, a predicted model, not a curated record
AGGUUGGCCGGGACGGUGGCAGGACGCGGCUCCGCGGGCCCCGGGUCACCGCGCGCCCCUCCUCCGGGCCUGAGUCACGGCGUCGGCCGAGUCCCCCGGGCGAGGAUGCCGCGGUGAGCGCGCUCCGGACGGCGCGGGCCCUCGGGGCGCAGCGUGGGGCUCUCGGCCGCCCGGCGGCGCCGCUCGGGACUGCUCGGGACGCUCGGCGGGCCUGCGCGCCCCGGGCCUCCAUGGCGUUCACCCGGAAGAGGCAGCGCGAGCAGCAGCUGCAGCUCUACUCCAAGGAGAGGUUUUCCUUACUGCUGCUCAACUUGGAGGAAUACUACUUUGAACAGCACACAGCCUUCCAUGUUCAGCACCAGGGCAGCCCCAAGGAAAGGAAAAUCAGAGGCUCCUUAAAAAUAUGUUCAAAAUCAGUGAUUUUUGAACCAGAUGCUAUAUCCCAGCCCAUUCUUAAGAUUCCUUUGAGAGACUGUUUAAAAAUAGGAAAACAUGGAGAAAAUGGAGCCAAUAGACACUUUGGAAAGGCAAAAUCUUGGGGUAUUUCCCUCAUUUUCAGUCAGGUAUAUUUUAUUAAAGAACACAAUAUUGUUGCACCAUAUAAGAUAGAACGGGGAAACAUGGAGUACGUCUUUGAACUGGAAGUUUCUGGGAAGGUGGAAGAUGUUGUGGAGACACUGUUACAGCUGCACAGGGCAUCCUGUCUUGACAAACUCGGUGACCAAAUGGCCAUGAUAACAGCUAUCUUGCAGUCACGUUUGGCUAGAACGUCAUUUGACAAAAAUAGGUUCCAAAACGUGUCUGAAAAGCUGCAUAUGGAGUGCAAAGCAGAGAUGGUAACGCCCCUGGUAACGAAUCCUGGGCACGUGUGCAUUACAGACACCAACCUGUAUUUUCAGCCUCUCAACGGCUACCCGAAACCUGUGGUCCAGAUAACACUCCAAGAUGUCCGGCGCAUUUACAAGAGGAGGCACGGCCUCAUGCCUUUGGGUUUGGAGGUGUUUUGCACAGAGGACGACCUGUGUUCUGACAUAUACCUAAAGUUCUACGAGCCGCAAGACAGAGAUGACCUGUAUUUUUAUAUUGCCACCUACCUAGAGCACCACGCUGCGGAACACACCGCAGAGAGCUACAUGCUGCAGUGGCAGCGAGGGCACCUCUCCAACUACCAGUACCUGCUCCACCUCAAUAACCUGGCCGACCGCAGCUGCAACGACCUCUCCCAGUACCCCGUGUUCCCAUGGAUAAUCAGUGACUACUCCAGCCCAGAGCUAGAUUUGUCAAAUCCUGGAACCUUCCGGGAUCUGAGUAAGCCAGUGGGGGCCCUGAACCCGGAGCGGCUGGAGAGAUUGCUGACUCGAUACCAGGAAAUGCCUGAGCCAAAGUUCAUGUAUGGGAGUCACUACUCCUCCCCAGGCUAUGUGCUAUUUUACCUCGUGAGGAUCGCACCAGAGUAUAUGCUGUGUCUACAAAAUGGAAGAUUUGAUAAUGCAGAUAGGAUGUUCAACAGUAUUGCAGAAACCUGGAAAAACUGCUUGGAUGGCGCAACAGACUUUAAAGAGUUGAUUCCAGAAUUCUAUGACGAAGACAUCAGCUUUUUAGUCAAUAGUCUGAAGCUGGAUCUGGGAAAGAGACAAGGAGGGCAGAUGGUUGAUGAUGUGGAGCUUCCAGCAUGGGCCUCAAGUCCCCAAGACUUUCUCCAGAAGAACAAGGAUGCCUUGGAAAGCAGUUACGUGUCCGAGCACCUCCAUGAGUGGAUUGAUCUCAUAUUUGGCUGUAAACAGAAAGGGAGUGAGGCCGUAGGAGCCCAUAAUGUGUUCCAUCCCCUGACCUAUGAAGGCGGCGCAGACGUGAACAGCAUCGAGGAUCCAGAUGAGAAAGUAGCAAUGCUGACCCAAAUUUUGGAAUUUGGACAGACACCAAAACAGUUAUUUGUGACACCACAUCCUCGAAGGAUCACCCCCAAGUUUAAAAGUUUGUCACAAGCCUCCAGCUAUAAUGCUUCCAUGACAGACUCCCCAGUUUCUCCAGGGGAGGAGUCAUUUGAAGACCUGACUGAGGAAAGCAAAAGUCUGGCCUGGAAUAAUAUCACCAAGUUGCAGCUACAUGAGCAGUACAAAAUCCACAAAGAGGCGGUUACAGGGAUAGCAGUGUCUUGCAAUGGGUCUUCAGUCUUUACCACAUCACAAGAUUCCACUUUGAAGAUGUUCUCUAAGGAGUCCAAAAUGCUACAAAGAAGUGUCUCAUUUUCAAAUAUGGCGUUAUCAUCUUGUUUACUCUUGCCAGGAGACACCACUGUCAUAAGUUCUUCUUGGGAUAACAAUGUCUAUUUUUAUUCCAUAGCAUUUGGAAGAUGCCAAGACACAUUGAUGGGACAUGAUGAUGCUGUCAGUAAGAUCCGUUGGCAUAAUGACAGGCUAUAUUCUGCAUCUUGGGACUCUACUGUGAAGGUGUGGUCCGGUGUUCCCGCAGAAAUGCCAGGCACCAAAAGACACCAGUUUGACCUUCUGGCUGAGCUGGAACAUGACGUCAGUGUCAAUACUAUUAAUUUAAAUGCUGUAAGCACACUAUUAGUUUCUGGCACCAAAGAAGGAAUGGUGAAUAUUUGGGACCUCACUACGGCCACUUUGUUACACCAGAUUUCAUGCCAUUCAGGGACAGUAUGUGAUGCUGCUUUUAGCCCAGAUAGUCGCCACGUCCUCAGCACAGGCGCAGACGGCUGUCUCAAUGUGAUUGACGUGCAGACAGGCAUGCUCAUCUCCUCCAUGGCCUCAGAGGAGCCGCAGAGGUGCUUCGUGUGGGAUGGAAAUUCUGUCUUAUCUGGAAGUCGCUCUGGGGAGCUGCUUGUUUGGGACCUCCUUGGAGCAAAAAUCAGUGAGCGGAUCCAGGGCCACACAGGUGCCGUGACAUGCAUAUGGAUGAACGAACAGUGCAGUAGUAUCAUCACAGGAGGGGAAGACAGACAGAUUAUGUUUUGGAAAUUGCAGUAUUAAGUGCCUUUUCCUCUCUAUGAAGUUCAAUUCUGUUUAAUGUAUUUUUGAACCAAACUUUUAACUGGUGAAUGUGCAAUGACAGUACUUAGAAGUUUUACCACAGGAAGAAUUUGUGGUUUCAACUUCCUAAAUCAUGGUGACUUCACUCAAAGCCAUUUAUUGUCAUCCAUUAAGGCAGAUAAAACAUGGAACUGUUAGGGAAAAGAACAUUCUAAGGCAGGUCACGUGAUGGUGGUUAGAAGACUGUCCUGGGUGGGAGAAGACACAUCGGGCAGCACUGGCCAACUCAUUUCACCAAGACGAGGACCAGGACCUCUAAUCAAGUUGCCCCAGUAGUCACAAGGUUCUUCGAUGUGUUUUCAUGGACUGGCUCCUUUCUGCAGUGCUGUGUGCCCAGAUUCUAAGAAUCUGGGGGAGGAAUAGCAGUUCUUAUAAUAAUAAGUCUAUUACUGUGUAUAGUAACGGUUUAUAUUUCAUUACGCUACUAAAUGUUCAUCUUUUCUACAUUAAAAAUAUUUUUCUGUAAUGAAAGCACUUUCCCUUUUCUUAUUUAAUAAUUUCCUUUAAGAACCACAAGAAUUAAUCCUUCUACAAAAACCGUAUUUAAUGAUACAAAUGUAAUUUCAUUUCCUUUGGACCUAUGUUCGCAACCAAGGUGGAUAAUCAAGUUGGGAAGUGUACAUUUGCAACAAGGUAAGCUAUACAGCAAUAGCAACGAUUUUCUUUUUAGCUUCAGUCUCUGAACAGCAACCAUGUGAUUGCUGAUUUUCUGUGCAGUUGAAAGCACUGUUGUAGUGUAAAGAGAAUUCCCAAAGCAGACCAAAGUAGUAAAAUCUUCAAAGUGAGCUUUAAGUGGCACUGAGUUCAUACGGCCGGUCUCUCGUUUAACUAGAGAUGCAGCAGCCUCACCAGGACCCUUCAGACAUCAAGUGUACAGGAUGAAGAAAGAGGCCACCAGCCUGGCCAUCUAGGGCUCCCAGCAAGUGUAUUUGGAAGCACAGACUUAGCUCUAGGACUGUUCUUAGAAACCCUGGAUGUCAGCCUCACAGUGAAAGGACUGAUGAAAUAACAGACAGACAAAAACUUAACAUUUUUAUACAUUUAAUAGGAUAUCAGAAAAAAGAACAGGAUAGGCAUAAACCAAAGAGAAAAAAAAAUCUGAUUAAAGUGUCAUUGCCAUUUGUUGUUGUUGUUGUUGUUUACAGGACGGAGUCAGGAAAUGGAACUAAAAUGACAUUAGGGAAACAUUCCAAAAUCACCCCAACAUAGUUAAGUUACAUAAUGUUAGGAUUCAAAUGACAAAUUAACUAUUCACCACUUAA